Molecule: messenger RNA, 638 nt
Organism: Emiliania huxleyi CCMP1516
Lineage: Eukaryota; Haptophyta; Isochrysidales; Noelaerhabdaceae
Exons: 1
Coding region: 6-488 (160 amino acids)
Biological process (GO): endoplasmic reticulum to Golgi vesicle-mediated transport
Cellular component (GO): membrane; trans-Golgi network
Source: RefSeq, a predicted model, not a curated record
ACAAGAUGCUGUGCGUGCUCAACCCGCGCAAGGCCAACAUGCAGACGCUCAAGAACUGGGACCUCUGGGGCCCGCUCGUGCUGUGCCUCACGCUCGCGACGUUGCUCUCCUGGUUUGCUCCGUACGAGCAGAAAUCGCUCGUGUUUGCGUCCGUCUUUGUGAUUGUGUGCUGCGGCGCGACGGUGGUGACGGUCAACGCGCUGCUGCUCGGCGGCAACAUCUCCUUCUUCCAGUCCGUCUGCGUGCUCGGCUACUGCAUCUUCCCGCUCAACAUCGCCUCCGUCAUCUGCCUCAUCGGAGGGCCGCUGAUAUGGCGGCUCGCCGUGGUCGCCGUGUGCUUCUUCUGGUCCACCUCCGCCUCGCUCGGCUUUAUGGGCGAGCUCGUGCCGACCAACCGGCGCGCGCUCGCCGUGUACCCUCUCUUCCUCUUCUACACGAGCAUCGGCUGGCUCAUCCUCAUAGCGGCGCGCACGUCGCCGUACAGCUGAGCGCAGGGCCGCGGCCGAGACGGGCCGAACGCUGCGUCGGGCGCCGAGGGCGCACCAUGUCUAGUCGAUCGCGUUGCUGUGUUCAGACAUCAGGAGAGCUAAGUGGUUAUGUUAGAACAGCCGGCGUGGCCGCGCCGCGGGGCCUCGCCA